AUAUCCGAACCAAACACCUCCCAACAAGACUGAUAAAGAAAGCAAAAAAACAAUCAAAUCCUGAUGCACCAGCAAGGUCAAUACUGAACAAAGCCUUUUUAAUCUCCUCUUCGAAAGGUGAAGACAUAAGCCAAUCAUUCUUAGAAGUAGAUACCAAAGAAAGGAUAAUCUCAACCAGUGAGUCAUUUGAUGCCACUGUGGAGGAAGCAAAUAACUCCAAGAAAUGA
Dovyalis caffra is the source of this 227-nucleotide messenger RNA. The record is from the annotation of a GenBank genome assembly. NCBI's taxonomy places the organism in Eukaryota, Viridiplantae, Streptophyta, Magnoliopsida, Malpighiales, Salicaceae.